Drosophila rhopaloa is the source of this 3185-nucleotide messenger RNA. RefSeq names its product protein doublesex (gene dsx). The record is from RefSeq and is a predicted model, not a curated record. Gene Ontology annotation, molecular function: DNA-binding transcription factor activity, RNA polymerase II-specific; RNA polymerase II cis-regulatory region sequence-specific DNA binding. Gene Ontology annotation, biological process: regulation of transcription by RNA polymerase II; sex differentiation. The transcript has 4 exons. Gene Ontology annotation, cellular component: nucleus. Lineage: Eukaryota; Metazoa; Arthropoda; Insecta; Diptera; Drosophilidae. The coding region runs from base 854 to 2140 and encodes 428 amino acids.
UUCAGAUCGGUCAGCAGCAGCAGAAGCAAAAAGCUCGGCUCGCGACUUGCGGAACGUUUUUCAGAAGUUAUACGGAUAAAUACCAGGUCUAAGCCCUUUAAAUAUUGAUUUUUCACGUUACUACUAUCGUCGCUGACUAAAUCGUCCAACUGAAUUGCAAUCGGUUUUUUCAGUAGCGAAUUUUACCGGCGGCUUUUUGCAAGGCGAUCGCGAUCUUGCAACACUUAAAGUGUGAUUUUUUGUUUUUUGUGUGACGAUUAUAAAUUGAUAUUAAAAUAAAUACAGCUCAAAUUAACUGUAUAUUUAGAAUUGUGGAAAACAAGUGUUAUGUGCGAAAUUCUUGAAAGCUAAACCAUUUAUUCUAUUACAUCGAAAAAAUCAAUCCGGCAAAUACACCAUAUUUGUUAUCAUAACUAAUAAACACACAGUUAAUAUAAAAUAAAAUUUUUUUGAAAAUAAACAACUUAUUUUCAAAUACUAUUGAGAGUAUUCUCUAAUACAAAAUAAAAUUCUUUAAUAUAACAUACAUAUAUGCUAAACAGGUGCUUCAAAUUCAAAUAAUAAAGAGUAAAACAUAAAGUUCUCUAUAUUCUAUACACACUCUUAUGUAAACAUCAAUACAAAAACUUAUUAAUAAUCCCGUCAAGAUUUAAUCGGUACUUGGUAUUAAAUAUUUAAAAAUAAAUAAAGUUUCGUUGAAAAACAUCUGAAAGCUAAAUAACUAAAUAUCCCAGAAAAUAAACUUCAAGCUCCAGUGCAUAGAAACCAGAAAAUGCUUCGACAACCAGCUUAAAGAGCGGAAAAGUAAGCAUAGACACUCAAACACUUAUCUAGAAUACCAGAAACUGCAGACAUGGUUUCGGAGGAGAACUGGAAUAGCGACACAAUGUCCGACUCGGACAUGAUCGACUCGAAAAAUGACGUGUGUGGCGGGGCCUCCAGCUCCAGUGGUAGCUCCAUCUCGCCCAGGACUCCGCCAAACUGCGCUCGCUGCCGCAAUCAUGGCUUGAAGAUCACCCUGAAGGGACACAAGCGGUAUUGCAAGUUCCGCUAUUGCACUUGCGAAAAGUGCCGACUGACGGCGGACCGCCAGAGGGUGAUGGCCUUGCAAACAGCCUUGCGACGGGCCCAAGCGCAGGACGAGCAGCGGGCGUUGCACAUGCACGAGGUGCCGCCCUCCGGUUCAUCUACCAGCACUUUGUUGGGUCACCACCAUCAUCCCGCUGCCCCUGCCCACGUCCACGCCCACCAUGUGCACGCCCAUCACGCCCACGGUCACCACUCUCAUCACGGUCACGUCCUCCACCACCAGCAGGCAGCAGCGGCAGCAGCCGCCGCCGCAGCAGCUCCGACGGCGCCACCCUCCCAUCUGGGUGGCCCCACCGCAGCCGCCUCCAGCCUCCAUGGCCAUGCCCAUGCGCACCACGUUCACAUGGCGGCCGCCGCUGCCGUCUCAGCGGCCCAGCACCAGCACCAGAGCCACCCACAUGCGCAUCACCACCACCAGCACCACCACCAGCAUCCGCAGCAGCAGCCGCCGCCGCAGCAGGGGGCGCUGCGAUCUCCGCCGCACAGCGAUCAUGGCGGAAGUGUGGGCCCGGCCAGCAGCAGCUCGGGCGGGGGAGCGGCCAGCUCCAGCAACGCCGCAGCGGCCACCUCGAGCAGCGGAUCCAGCAACGGCGGGGCGGCAGCCGGAGGCACCGGCUCCGGAAGCGUAGCAGGGGGUGGAAGGUCCUCGGGCACAUCGGUGAUCACAAGCGCGGACCACAUGACCACGGUGCCCACUCCCGCACAGUCGCUGGAGGGUUCCUGCGACUCGUCCUCGCCCUCGCCAUCGUCCACUUCCGGCGCCGCCAUUUUGCCGAUCUCAGUUUCCGUCAAUCGCAAGAAUGGCGCUAAUGUGCCCCUGGGCCAAGACGUUUUCCUAGACUAUUGCCAAAAGCUACUAGAGAAAUUCCGCUAUCCGUGGGAGCUUAUGCCACUCAUGUAUGUGAUAUUGAAGGAUGCAGACGCCAACAUUGAAGAGGCUUCCCGGCGUAUUGAAGAGGGCCAAUACGUUGUGAAUGAGUACUCCCGUCAGCAUAACUUAAAUAUCUAUGACGGGGGUGAGCUACGCAACACAACGCGGCAAUGUGGAUGAUAAUUUUUCAUUAACUAGAGUAACGAAUAUUUCUUUGCCCUGAUAUUUAUUGUUCAGCACCAUAUAUUAGCUUAAUGCUUCGGUGCAAUCGCGCGAAUUUAUCUUUCGUAUCUUAAAGUUGAGUAAUUAGGGUUUUAAGAAGCGAAACCUCUGUACAUAUAUCGAAUUUAUCGGUAAGUUAGAGCGCCUCUUGGACUAUCUUCAAUCAACAAGCCAAAUAUGUCGAUGUUUGAACGCCGGUCCCCCGCGUCACUUUUCUUCAAUCAACAUUACCCCGUGCUGAGAAGUGUGGCAGCCGAUCAACAAGCAACAUUCUCUUCUCUUCAAUCAACAAUCCCCCAGUGGAUCUGAUCAACAUGCAACAAAACCCUUGCCGCCAACGAAUCAAAAUAAUCGAAAAUAUUUACUUAGAGGUCUCCAACAUUUUCGAAAAUGCCAAUGCCAAAUCAACGAUCAACAUUUCAACACGUUCGCAUCACAAAUCCGCACAUUGGUUGUAUAGCUUUAGUUUUAGCUUAUCUAAGUCUUGCUUUACAGAGAUAACUAGGCUACUUUUAGGUUUGAGAGUGAUUUUCGUUUAUCCGAUGUCACAGUCUAUUUAAACCCAUUUAAAUCACCCCUCUCCAGACAUUCGUGUUAUUUUUCGAUUACUCAAUGAAUCUAAGUACAAAGUGAUGUCUUUUAAUUGCACUUAAUGGGGGUCGAGGAGAAAAAUAUGUUAAAGAAUCAUUAAAUAUAUGAUUAAAAGUUAAUCUCAAUUUUCUUCUCUAAGUGUGAAUUUAUAUCUAAACAAGGUACUUGGAAAGUAACCCUUCUUGGGUUCUCGGAAUCAAAACUGUUGUGAGAUGGUGCACAAAUUUAAUUUAUGUUUAGGCUAACUAUAUCGAUGUCUUGUGAAACUCUAUUUGUAAUAUUUAAUAACAACAAUAAUUCUCAUUGACAUUGUAAAAUAUUGUUACCAACUUAAGUAAGAUUUAGCCCAACGGAAUAUUAUAAAAAGGAUAAACCUGAAAUGUCAAAAAUAAACUAUUUUCCUUAAACAAAA